Molecule: messenger RNA, 858 nt
Organism: Baudoinia panamericana UAMH 10762
Lineage: Eukaryota; Fungi; Ascomycota; Dothideomycetes; Mycosphaerellales; Teratosphaeriaceae
Exons: 2
Coding region: 108-854 (248 amino acids)
Source: RefSeq, a predicted model, not a curated record
UCACCUGACUGCGCGUCAUGCGAGUCUCGGAUGUAUGCCACGACGCCGCUUGUGAAGUGAACCCUUCUUGAUACAGGCGUUUAUAUGAGCUUGUUGAGCGGGACGUCAUGAUUGAGUCUUCCAACAGAAUUCUGUCAGGAUAUUGCAUCGAACAUGCACCAUCUGCCAUGUACUACAUUCCUAACUUCAUCACCGGUGAGGAAGAAGCUGCGAUAAUGAGGAGUAUACCGCCAACCCGCUGGGUGAGCCUUUCAAACAGACGCCUGCAGGCCCUUCCCGCCCGCUUGACGGCCACGAAUACUCUGGUUGCUUCCACGCCGUUACCAGCGUGGCUGACAGAGCCGGUUGUUGGGCGAAUACAUGACCUUGGUGUGUUUGCAGAUGCUCCACAUGGCAUCAACCACUGCCUCAUCAACGAGUAUCUGCCGGGCCAAGGGAUCAUGCCCCACGAGGACGGACCGGCAUACCAUCCCGUCACGGCGACUGUGAGUCUUGGCGGUACGACUGUUCUGAGCGUGACCGACAAAAGACACGGAGAGGGUGCAGAACCAAAUGGUUCCGGAGAAGUCGCAAACCCAGAGCCGAAGACGUAUCGCUUUAUUCAGGAGCCACGCUCACUACUGCUGAUUACUGGAGCCGCGUAUAGAGACACUCUUCACGGCAUCGCGGACGUAACGGAGGAUGUCGAUCUUAGGACAGAAACUGUGGCAAACUGGAAGCUGCUGGGUGACAAGAGCGCCAUCGCUACGGGCGGCGGCCGCAGUGAGCGCAGGACCAGGAUCAGUCUGACAUUCCGCGACGUGAAGAAAGUCUCUUCAAUCGGUUCGAAGAUCUUCGGCAAGGCGAAGGGAUGAACAC